GGGGCGAAAUCCUUCCGCUCCCUUUCUCUUCUUCCAGAGCAGCAAACCCCACUGCAUUGCAACCUCACGGAAACAUGUCUGGAUACAACUCCGUCCUCUUACUACGCCUUGUCGUACUGCUGGGGCGCAAACCACUCUCCUGUCCAGAUAAUAUGCAACUCGCAUCCUCUUCUAGUAACGCCCAACCUGCAUUCCGUCCUGUUCGAAUAUCGUCGCAGAGAAACCGGAAUCCCUCUUUGGGUCGACGCUAUAUGCAUCGACCAAUCUAAUAUCACGGAGCGCACAUCUCAAGUUCGCAUGAUGGACCAAAUUUACUCCGAAGCGGAGUGCGUCGUCGUCUGGUUGGGCGAAGCAGAAGCG
This is a messenger RNA of Alternaria alternata, 360 nucleotides long. RefSeq lists its product as hypothetical. The record is from RefSeq and is a predicted model, not a curated record. The transcript has 2 exons. NCBI's taxonomy places the organism in Eukaryota, Fungi, Ascomycota, Dothideomycetes, Pleosporales, Pleosporaceae. The annotation marks the transcript as partial.